Molecule: messenger RNA, 559 nt
Organism: Penaeus vannamei (Pacific white shrimp)
Lineage: Eukaryota; Metazoa; Arthropoda; Malacostraca; Decapoda; Penaeidae
Gene: Polr2H
Product: DNA-directed RNA polymerases I, II, and III subunit Rpb8
Biological process (GO): DNA-templated transcription
Cellular component (GO): RNA polymerase II, core complex; RNA polymerase I complex; RNA polymerase III complex
Source: RefSeq, a predicted model, not a curated record
GUGACAAGUUCCGGCUGGUGCUGGCCACGACCCUGCGGGAGGACGGCUACCCGACCGACGGGCCCGACUACAACCCGCUGGAGACCGGGCCGUCGCGCGCGGAUCCCUUCGACUACGUGAUGUACGGCAAGAUCUACCGCAUCGAGGGAGACGACGGCCUGGUGGAGACCUCGGGGAGAUUGUCGGCGUACGUCUCAUACGGUGGCCUGCUGAUGCGCCUUCAGGGGGAUGCCAACAACCUUCACGGCUUUGAGGUGGACAAACACAUCUAUCUGCUCAUGAAGAAGCUGGCUUAUUAGAUCACCUGGUGAUAUCACGCUCAGGAAUAAGUCUCGUGUUUUUCUUUGGUAUAUAUUUUGUUUCUUAGGUCUUGAUUUUAUUUUGAAAUCUUUCAUGAUAGUGAUUUUUAGGUUUUAAAAGGAAUGUCAGCGAGAUGCUUUGCAAAGAUUAGUUCUUAUUCUUUUUCCUUAACCAUGGUCAGUUCAAUUAUGUGAUGUAAGAAAUGAUAGGUUGACAAACAAAUCAUGUACAAGUUUUGUAAUAAAGGUUUUUCAGAUAA